Molecule: messenger RNA, 960 nt
Organism: Toxorhynchites rutilus septentrionalis
Lineage: Eukaryota; Metazoa; Arthropoda; Insecta; Diptera; Culicidae
Gene: mRpL47
Product: 39S ribosomal protein L47, mitochondrial
Exons: 3
Coding region: 289-924 (211 amino acids)
Biological process (GO): mitochondrial translation
Cellular component (GO): mitochondrial ribosome; mitochondrial large ribosomal subunit
Molecular function (GO): structural constituent of ribosome
Source: RefSeq, a predicted model, not a curated record
UAUACCGCUCCCCUAACCAACAUAGUGACGAAACGGCCUCACCUUGGGAUAUACUUCUAGGCGCCUUGAUCAUUAGAUCAGAUGAGAAGUGUAGCACAUUUAGUAAUCUACAGAGUAUUUCUAGUUUAAAUAAUUCUGGAAAAUGAACAUAUUGUUUAGAAUCCCAAGGCAAGCUGCUAAAAUGUCUACGGCAUUCAGCGCUAGUAUAUUCAAUAAUGUUAGAAAAUACAAUCUAAACAGAUUCCACCGAUAGCGCAGUUCUCUAUCUCUUGUAAGCGCUAUGAUUUGAUGGAAUUCUUUGAAGACAAGAAAAAUUGGGGUGAAAAUGAAGUGAAACAUGGUCGCGCAUGGAACAAAGAUGAACUUCGGAUUAAAUCGAAUUCCGAUCUGCACAAGUUAUGGUUCAUUUUACUGAAAGAGCGGAAUAUGCUUCUGACCAUGGAACACGAAUGUGAGGAUAAAAUGGAAUUGUUUCCAAACCCGGAACGAUUGGACAAGGUGAAUGAAUCUAUGCAGAAUUUGGAGAGCAUUGUGAGAGAACGGAAUCGUGCUUACUUCGAACUAGAAACUGGUGAAUCUGGGGAGCGCCCUGGUAAGCUUGUUUCCAAUCCAUUGGGUUUGAAAUUUUACUAUCGUAUGUUCGAGCACGUUAUUCCGAAAUAUGCCAACAGAAAGUGGAAUGAAACCCACCAAUUCAAUUACCGGGGAUCGGCAGUCCAUAAGUUUCUUAGAUUCUAUCGCGAGAAGUUGUACAACGUUAAACGAAAGCAGAGGAAUCGCGACCGAAAUGAAGUAAUUCAUUUACUUAAACGGUUUCCAAAUAUGGAUCGUUCUGUGAUUGCGCAAAAAUAUCCGACUGUCGAUAUCGAUAAUAUACUGAAGCAGGAUAAGGUUCGGGGUAAUUAUAUAUCAGCGAAGGCUUAACUUUAGGAUAAAGCAAUUACAAUGACAGAUACACAA